AUGGAGAGUUCAGGACCACGGAGAUUCGUUCAGUUCCAACCGGACGAGUUGAAUAUCCUUAAUGACAUCGAGUUCUUUGCAGACAGGGAGAUACGAUACAUCUUGGUAGCAACUUUGACGAUGAUCAAAUUCCGUGUGGUUCAAGAUUUGAGGACAUUUGUAGCUACUCUGGAAACAAUUGGACAAAGAGUUCCUCGAGAGAUCCUGGACAGUAUCGUGCCGGACUCAAUGAGGACUGUUUUAGGGAAAAGGCUGAUUCAAAAGCACAUGACAAGUCAAGAUGCCAUGGAGCUUAUUACAACACUUGAAGACCACAUCAAGCGACUGUUCUCCAUAGUUGGCUUAGACAAUUGGUCGCUUGUUCUUGAGAACCGUGGUUACGGCAGCGAGUUGUACGGUUUUUCGCUUUGGCUCUGGGGAGUUUGGGACACGACGCCUCAUUCCGUCGAAUACUUUACAAGGCUGUUUAAUGAAUGCAGAAAUAAUAAUAACCACUAG
This is a messenger RNA of Aspergillus steynii IBT 23096, 498 nucleotides long. RefSeq lists its product as uncharacterized. Lineage: Eukaryota; Fungi; Ascomycota; Eurotiomycetes; Eurotiales; Aspergillaceae. The record is from RefSeq and is a predicted model, not a curated record. The transcript has a single exon. The coding region runs from base 1 to 498 and encodes 165 amino acids.